Dioscorea cayenensis subsp. rotundata (Guinea yam) is the source of this 3832-nucleotide messenger RNA. Its product is annotated as zinc finger CCCH domain-containing protein 55-like. The transcript is spliced from 6 exons. NCBI's taxonomy places the organism in Eukaryota, Viridiplantae, Streptophyta, Magnoliopsida, Dioscoreales, Dioscoreaceae. Bases 212 to 3643 code for a protein of 1143 amino acids. Gene Ontology annotation, molecular function: metal ion binding. The record is from RefSeq and is a predicted model, not a curated record.
CCCAAGUGUCUUCUUCGUGGUCUCUUCCUCUGCGGGAUUUCUAGGGUUUCUCAGGAAUGGUACGAUUUUGUAGUUGUGAACGCUUCGAAUCAUCAAGAAAAGGGAUGAUUUUUUACAGGAAAGUUCCCUUGGAUGCAUAGGCAUAUUUUUCUGAAUGAUGCUGGAUGGUUACAGGCAAACUAGUGAGGAACAUGCUUCUUGAUCCAACUUUAUGGCGGAAUAUCACGUCGAUGCUGACAAACAGGAAAGCCUAUUACCUUUAGCAGAAGAUGCCUUUCAUCCUGAAAACGAUCCCCAAAUGGAUUUUAGUUCAUACUAUAGACAGACAAAGUUUUCCAAAAUGAAAGCUGUUAAUGAAGAUGGCCCAAAGUCUUUAAAGAGGGCUAGUACUUCUGAAAACAUAGCUUUGGAGGAGGAAACUCAUACCAACAGAAAGACUGACAAGUGGAGUUCUCCAGAUGGCCAGUUUACUGAAUUGGCUGGGAGCAUUUCCCCUGAUCCUCAUGCACGGAGGAAUCGAAGCACUAGUGUAUCCCCAAAACGUUGUUGGAGCAUAUCAAACAGGAGUCUAAGCCGUAGUCCUUCUCGUGUUUCAACAUUUGGAUCUAAGAGAUGGGAGAACAGAGGGAGAACAAGAGAAGGAUUAAUCAUACAUGAUAGAGACUUCCCUGACUGUAAAGGUGGUUCCAAGAGAGCAAAUUGGGAUGGCAUGACUGCAGUUCAAACCACAAGGAGAAGUGGUAUAACCAAUAAAGAGAUCAAAGGCUUGGUUCCGGCACUUGAUCAAAGUGACGACUUGGGCAGGAGCAUCUCCCCUGGCCUUGAAUCAUGGAGGCGGCAUACCUAUAAUAUCAAUCCAAAACAUGGUUGUAGCCGGUCAGAAAGGAAUUUUAUAUCCAAUAAAGAUGGUGCCAAGAUGUCAAAUUGGGAAACUGCAUCUGGAGACCAGACUACAAAUGAAGAUGGUUACUCUAGAAGACAUGGUGGUGUAUGGGGUGCCGCACUUGAUCGAUUUGAGGAAUUAGACCAGAGCAUUUCUGUUGAUCACCAGAGAUGGCGGCGACGAAGUCAUAGUAUUUCCCCAAAACAUAGUUGGCGUAUAAGGAAAAGGAGCAGGAGUCCUAGUCCACCGCUUGGUUUAAAGUCUGAAAUGGAGAGCUGGAAUACCAGGGGUAGGACAAGCACAGGAGGAUCAGCUGCGGCCUAUAGAGAUUUUGCCACCGAGAAGCUUGCGAAAGGCAGCCACUUAAGAGAACUUGGUGAGGAUGAUGCACGGAGACAUUCUGAUAAUGCUUCUAGAGAGUUUGGGGAAGGCAGGUUUGAAAGAGGAAGAUACUUGCGAUACCACAGCAGGGAGAAUUUUGAUGAUUUGUUGGAGCAAAAGGAUUUUUCACGGGACAGGCUUUUGCAAAGGGAACCUUCUCACCAUGAUGGCAAUCGGGAAAAGCAUGAGCAUCAUCAAAAUAACAGGUCAACUGAUCACCAUUACAUUUCCACAAAGGAAAGACGUCUUCGAGUCUCAACAUGCAAUUAUGAUCAUUAUGAUGUCAACUCUCACAGCCAGUGGUCAAUGAGAGACGGGGCCAGAGAAAGAAACUAUGAUAGAAGAGAUGCAGAUUCACCUUUCAGGCAGAGGCUUAAGUCUCGCAGAGUUAGCGAUACACCUUGCAAAUACUUUGCCGUAGGUCAUUGCCGGCGUGGUGAAGAUUGCAAGUUCUCUCACCAACCUUCACAUGGACAUCCUAAAGGCAGGCAGCAGGAUGAUAAGCAAGACUAUAAUAUGCGGACUGAGACAGCUCCAUCAUUGAGUGGUUCAGAGAGGAAUAAUAAGUUAUCUACCAUGGAUGUGCAUAUUUCAUCACAUGGAAUGCAUAAUGGCAAUGACUCAAGAAUGAGUAAUUCUUCCUCCAUGGAUGAUGAAUUAUUAAGAAAAUCUGAUGCCCAAUUUAAAGCUUCUCAGUCUCCAGAGCAGGAUAUAACUCACGAUACUUUUGAACGAUAUGAUUCUGCUAUUCAUGCAGACAUGAUGAGCAAGAACACUCAUAUGGAGCAAAUCAUCAGCAAUAAAGAGCAAACAUCCAGCAAAGGAGGGUAUGUUGUGGGUGACAUUGCAAGAUCGAAAACUGAGAUGGAUUUUGUUACUACUCCAUUUCCUGCAGUUUCUUUCACUGAGAAAUGCUUGUCAAGGAGCAGAUCUGAGCAACAGUUGGACCCUGUGCUACAUAGUUUUGCAUCAAAUGCUCAGGAUAUGAAGGGUGACAUUCUAUCUCCUUCUGGGAAAACUGUACAAGAAACAGUGUGUUCAAUUGUGCCUAAUGGGGAUUUCCAAUUAGGAAUUGGUCAAAGUCUGUCGCCAACCAAUCAGCAAAUGCAUUUUGCAUCUCAAGUUGGACACAGUGAGCAAAUUCAUCUGAGUCCUGUGUCUCUGAGACAACAUGCUCCUGAAGGGCAGUGUGAUCAGCAAAUGGAUUCUGCAGCUCAAGUUGGGUAUAGUGAGCUAAUUCAGCAAAGUCCUGUGUCUCAUGAAAACGGUCUGAGCCAACAUGUUCCAAAAGGGCAGUGUAAUCAGCAAAUACAGCAGAGUCCUGUGUCUGAUAAAAAUGGUCCAAGCCAAAGUAUUGCUAAUCCAGUUGUUCCGCAAGGGCAAAGUAAUCAAAUAUUCUCACGAGAUCAUCUCAACAUACAACCGAUAUUGAUUAGUGAUGAUGAAUCAGACCAACAGGCAGGUGACUCAAAUGAGAUAACUUCUCAAGUCACUUCUGGAACUUCUGCAAGCCAAGUAGUAGUAAUCACCGACGAGGUUGCUCAUGUAACAAACCUUUUAUUGUCUCCUUCUCAAGUAUGCCAGCAACCUUCACAACCUGAUGCAAUUCUAACACCCAUUGGAUCCGCUGGUUCAACAUUGUCACAGAUAGCUUCCAAACCAAGUAUGGUGAAACUUCCCUCACCUCCACUGGUAUCUUCUCUUGAUGGAAGUCAGGGAUUUGUGGCGCCACAUCAUAAUCAGACUCCUGCAUCUAACAGUUAUGAGGAUGCACAUUUGGAUGACAAUGAAAAUAGACAAAAUAAAAUACUUGAGUUACAUCAUAAUCAGACUCAAGUAUCUGAUAAUUGUUACAAGGGUGCACAUUCAGAUGAAAAUGAAAAUAGACAGAAUGGAAAAUUAGAGCUCAAGCAGGUCGAGCAUGUUGAGGAGGUAACUGUGUCAAUCAAGAGCUCACAUUCAGAUGAAAAUGAAAAUGGACAGAACGGAAAAUCAGAGCUCAAGCAAGUCGAGGAAGUAACUGUGUCAAUCAAAAGCCAAAAUGAGAAAGUACAUGUGCCUCCUACAGAGGAAGUUGAUCAUGAUGCACAGAUAGAUGGCGAGAACAAGAAUACCAAGGAAAUAAAUGGGAUGAAGAUGUUCAAGUUUGCACUUGUGGAGUUUGUAAAAGAUCAGUUGAAGCCAACCUGGAAGGAAGGCCAUUUAAGCAGAGAAGCUCACAAAGCCAUUGUUAAAAAGGUAGUGGAUAAAGUCACCGAUUCAGUGAAAGGCCCCAAUUUCCCUCAAACUCAACAUAAGAUCAAUCAAUACAUGGAACACUCCAAAUCAAAACUAACCAAGCUUGUACAGGCAUAUGUUGCAAGAUCAAUCAAAAGCUGACCAACUCAUGCUCCAAAAAACCAGACGACCAAUGUAUUUAUUUCACUGGUUUACAUCAGAUGGUUGUUUGUAAGAUCUAAAAUUUUCACAAUCUCUGUCUAUUGCUUCAGCUGUGUGCAGUUGUUGUUACUUAUGCUUGUACCAGUAACUGGUUCUAGUUCAAUGAAAUUGGUAACAUUAAAGUGGCAA